Bactrocera tryoni is the source of this 3207-nucleotide messenger RNA. RefSeq lists its product as uncharacterized. Lineage: Eukaryota; Metazoa; Arthropoda; Insecta; Diptera; Tephritidae. Gene Ontology annotation, molecular function: GTP binding; GTPase activity. Gene Ontology annotation, biological process: small GTPase-mediated signal transduction. The record is from RefSeq and is a predicted model, not a curated record. The transcript has 7 exons. The coding region runs from base 745 to 2664 and encodes 639 amino acids.
UUUUAGUUUGAACGCGGCGUGUAAGCAAAAGGUGCGAAAGGUUUGUUGUUGACUAGUUUGAAUUAUUGCGGACAGUGCAGUUUCCUUUGGAAUUUAUUUGUAAAUUGUCCUCUUAAGGCUAAUUUGAAAUUAAUAAUGUGUAAAUAUCAGCAAAUUUAAAAACGACAACAUAUGAUUUUGUCAAAAAUCAAGUAAAAGUGGAAGUGGAAGUUUUACAAGAGUCAGUUCAGUGAAAAACAAGUGUAGUAAAAGAAAAAUCUUAUGAAUGUGUAAUUAAGUGCUUUUAUGUGAAAUUUAGAAAGUCUUAAUGGUGUGUUAAUAUACAGGAAAAUCGUCAAAAAUUCAAAGAUGCAAUAAAAUUAUUAAAAUAGUGAGUGUUGAAGUGUAUGUAUGUUUGAAAAAAAGGAUCUAUUGACCUUAAACCCGACACACAUAAUUGUUGCAUUGAGAUUGUUCACCAGUGGAUUUGUUUUAGUAGAGUAUUCCAACACCUUUUCUUCGGCUCACGGAGUAACUUACCACAACGAGAUGCACUAACAUAGAGGACGAAAAAACGAACAAAAGCAAAGAACCAGACAGUUGCAAUAGUACUUAUUAUUAUUAUUCUACUCAACUGUACAACAGUGAUUUUAAUUGAAAACGUGCCGGUAACAGCUACAACUAGCGGUUGCAUCCACAUUUCACCAAAAUACUUUCCACCUACGACAGUCGCAGUAGCUGGCUUUGGCGCUUCCCGGCGACACCAUGACUGUAAAACUCACAAAAUUUUUCAGUAGCGCAGCCGCCAUACCAACGAUGACAACGGCAUCGCCUUCCAGUGAAACGGCUGCCACCAGCUACCAUCAUCAACAGCAACACAUACAAUUUAUGCAACAACAGACGCAACAGCAAUCGUCGCUAACAUAUAAUCCGUAUAUUGCGGGUGGUAUGGAUAGCGACGACUUGUAUGAUGAUGACAACAUGUCGUUAUAUUCGAGCGCCACCGCUGGCAGUGGUAUUAUGACGCAGCGCGGUCAUUCAUGCAACAAUUCACAGCGUCCGUUGUUGGGUGAAAGGAAACCGCCAAAAAUGUUGUUGAGUAGCAAUGCAACGAAGAAAAAUAAGAAGUCGACUGGCUUUAAUCAACCGCAACGUCACUUGCAGCUACAACAACAUCAACAACAACAGCAACAGCAUGAAGGGAAACCACAACUGCUGCCGCACCAGAAAUCGUAUAUCUCGCCGUACGUGCAGCAACAGAAACGUGAUAGCGCCAAGGGUUUGCAUGGCUUUAACGAUUUCGAUAUUUUGUCUCAGCAAUAUACGGAGCAUUUACGUAGUAGUCCGCAUAUAGGCUACCCUUACGGCAGCCCCCCUUCACCAUCGGCAAAGUCUAAUGAUUUCGUAUUCGAUCCGUUGCCGCAGCAACACACUUUAUAUGGGAGUGACGUGGUGCACCAACAACAAAAUGCGAAUCAGUAUCGGAUACAACAAACAGGAAAUGACAUUAAUGAGACGGAUUACUCUUAUUAUGAGCGAAACGCUUACAAUGUUAGCGGUAGUGGUAGUGGUAGCGGCAGCCCGGACGGUGCCAGUAAUGGUCUCCCGGCCGCAGUGCAUUAUAUGGGUAAAUCGUCACGCUUUGAUGAUGAUUUUUGCACUCGCCGUAAUGCCACAUUUUCUGAGCCGCAACCGGUGUUAUUAUCAGAGCAGGACUGGACGCCUCCGGUUUCCGCCGUUACUGAUGACAUGAGUGGUCCUUUUAUAUUCGGUGGUGUGCCUUCUGAACGUUUUAGCCAUCACCGACCGCAGAAUGGCGAUAACACGUUAUCAAAGCUACCAAAUCAGCUGGCUUACACUAGUUCACCGACCGCAGUCGAACGCUCGUCGGACGGUGCGAUAGAUGUGGCAGACAAACACCCACCGUACAAUGACCAAGUGACUGUGUUGAGCAGCGAUACCAGUUCUAGUUCACGUAACAGCAGCGGUAAGGGGGUGAAGUUUCUGCUGCGAAAAAGCAAAUCAAAGCGAAGCGCCAAAGGUAAAAAAUACGAUACGUCGGCCGUGCAAACGAAAUCUCAGCCGAAGCAACUGAAAACACCUUCCAUCAAAUGUGUGCUUGUUGGCGAUGGCGCUGUGGGCAAGACUAAUUUGAUUUUGACUUAUUUGAAAAAUCGUUUCAACACGGAGCACGUGCCAACAGCGUCGGACAUAUAUAACGCGGAUGUAUUGGUAAACGAUAAUCCGGUACACCUAACCAUCUGCGACACGGCAGGACAGGACACACUGGAUAAUCUGAGGCAAUUGUGCUACCCCGAUAGCGAUGUAUUCGUUUUAUGUUUCUCCGUUGUAAGACCAGAGACGUUUCAUGCCGUUAAAACGAAGUGGGCACCAAAAUUCUCUAAAUCAAAAGCUUCCCUAAUACUCGUUGGAACACAGGCCGAUUUGCGCAAGAAUACGAAGGUGUUGAAAAAUUUGCAGCUUAAUGGCGAAAGUCCAAUUUCACAUGCCGAUGCCUGGGAUUUGGCUGCAAGCGUAGGAGCGACAUACAUUGAGACUUCAUCAGCAACACAGGAUAAAGUCAAAGAAGUCUUCGACACUGCAAUUUGGGAAGGACUGACACCCACUGUUUUGCCUCCCACACCAACGCCACCAUUAUGGAAAAAGAUGUUGUGUUUGGCGUAGGAAUGCGUCGAAGAUAUAUUAACAUAAUUACAUAAUUAUGCUUCCUAAUGUGGUAUAAGUGACAAAUAAGCAGCAGAAACCAUUUAUAGUUAUUGCUGAAGACUACACAUAUAGUAUAGAGAUAUGUCUCCACUGAUAUUCAUGUAUUAAUGCAAAUCGCUUAAGUAUGUUAUACAUAUAUUGAUAGUGAUUAAGGUUAGCGUGAAGUCCAGCUUUAUAGACUGAUUAAGAUUAGUUGUACAUUUAUGUAUACACGCUAUAGGCACAGAUAACUGAAAAAAACAUUAAAUUCUUUGUUCAAAAUAUUUACUUAUAUUUGUAUUUAACUUUACUCUUAUAAACCCACAUUUUUACAUGCACCAUAAUUAUUUAUAAAAUCUCGAAUAUCAACACAUUUAUGUUAUUAAGUUUGUAAUUAAAGGCGAGAUUUUGUCAAUUGUUAAUAGAUUAAGAACCGUAUCUUCCUUAGAGAGAUGACCAGGAAUAUAUCUGCUAAGUACAACAUCGUGUUUUAAAAAUAUAAAUAUACACAUAUAAUAUGCA